Messenger RNA from Colletotrichum higginsianum IMI 349063, 621 nucleotides. RefSeq lists its product as uncharacterized. Bases 1 to 621 code for a protein of 206 amino acids. The record is from RefSeq and is a predicted model, not a curated record. NCBI's taxonomy places the organism in Eukaryota, Fungi, Ascomycota, Sordariomycetes, Glomerellales, Glomerellaceae. The transcript is spliced from 3 exons.
AUGCCCUCUGGCACGCAGGUUCGCAAACGUCCAUGCUGCAUGCCUCAACGCAACGGCGCAGCGGGAGCAGGGCGGCGACAGAAUGGAUCCACGUUGGCUGUCAGUCGCGUGCCCAGUGAGCGCGAAGAAUCCAGGAUCAAGUUCCUAGCGAAACGAGGGAGGGAACCGUCAGCCGUGGGCGGCGGGCAGUGCAACACGGUGCUGUGCCAGUUUACUGGUGAAUGGCAGCAAGCAAGCAAUGGGCGUACGGGUUUCGCAUCUGUCCAGACGAAAACCGAGCCUCAGACAGCAUUUGGUGAUGAGAAGGAUUUCGAAGCAAGAACUACCUUCACAACAAUGGCAAUUGGUGUGACUUUGAUAAUGACUUGCAUUCCUGCUGAAGGCGUCGACGAGUGGCGAUGCGGCCGGGCAUCCGGUGCCCGCGGGCCCGUCGUGGUUUCCAUCAGGGCUCAACGCACACGCGCCUACUUGAUCCUUCCUCAUCAAGCAGCGACAUGCCAGAGUCUUGGGUACUCUCUCCACCCCAAGAAUUACUUGGCCGCUACUGUGCUCUCACCAGCCCAGUUGUCAACAUGCCUGGCUGAAAUUGGUGGUUUCGGGAAUCUCGUGAUCGCCGAAUAG